AGUAGCAACAAGAUACACUUCCAAUUAGAUGAUUUUUUUACUGUUAUCUUCACAGUUGCUUCUUGUAUCAUCAUCCAUUGAUGUAAUGUUAAAUAAAUGUUCAUGUACUAUAUUGUUGUUGUAACAGUGAUGUGUAGUUGCAAGGGUUGUGCUAUCUGAAUGGUAUGUUACUUAUGGUAUGUCAGUGACCCAUGUAGGUGUGUGGUAGCAAGUUGCCAUCUGCACACCCUGUGUCUGGAAGUGUUAGAAGUGUAGAAAACAUUGUCUUAAAGCUCCCAUGUAGGUGGUGUUUCUCAAGUGCUCAUGUUGUAUUUUCAGAUGCUCCUCACUGUUGAGAGUCAAGUGUUGAUGGGACAACUCUGUCUGCCUUUAUGGCUCUAUUAAGUCCCCUUAUUCACACAAAAAUUGUGUGUAUUGUUAAGAUGUGUUGGUGAUUUGACAAUUGAAAAGUAAUAUUCUGAUUAUGGGAGAUAAUGCAUUAUCUGGUCUGACAGUAGUAAUUAAGGGAGAUAAUGCUAUGGAUGGAUUGUUUAAUAAGGAAGUCUGUAUUAUAUUCUAUUGAAGCAAAAUUAAAGAAACAGUUUCUGUAAAAUGGCGUUUUGUGAGAACAAUGAAAUGGUUUACAUGAAGGAACCAGCAUGUGGCACCCUGUACAUCACAGUAGAUGAAACCUUCUAUACCUACACCUUCAGCAACAAGAUUCAGCUUAAGGUGUCACUGACAAGUCUUGGUUGUCUGGGGCUGGGCAGGGAUUCUUCUGUCCAGCAUGACCCAGCAGCAGGUCACUUGCUGAAGCUGGAGAAUGAUGACGACAUGGAGACCGAAUCUUUCAGAGACUUAGAACCUGUGAAUGGAGGAAGAGAUGAGAUGGCUACAGACCUGGUUUUACACUCACCUCCUGGUACUAGCUUGAUGGAUAUUUUAUUGAAAGAAAACAAAAAAGUUGGAAGCCCCAACAAGGAAGCUGAUAUAUUAAUUGGUAGAGGUACAACUACAGUUGUAGAUCCCGACCAGUCCAGAGAAAGUAAUUGUGAGAAUAGUAAAAGAAAUGACAUCAAAUCUGUGAAAACUAGUUAUAACAAAUUGAAAAAUGAUGGGCAUUCUGUGAAGAAACGAAGAAAAAAGUCUCCCAGUGUGUUGUCAGCUAGUGACAGAGAUGGAGGGCUGGAUGAAGCAAAGUGUAGCGCCAAGCUACAGGUAGCCUAUGAGGUUACAUGUCAGUUUUGUCUGAAAGUUUUCCAAAACCAGCAAGACUUCUACAACCACAAAAAAACUCCCAGAACAGAAUCCUACAGGUGUCUGGUCUGUCUAAAGCAGUUCCCCUUCAAAGCUUUUCUCCAAGCCCACACCAAGGUGUGCCACACUGUGCGGGGUGAAAACCACGCUGAGGCUUGUACGUGUGAUGUGUGUGGGGCCGACGUCAAGAACAUGUUUGCUUUAAAGAAACAUCUGAUGUUCCACACCGAGGAAUACCUAUACCAGUGUUGCACCUGCGGUAAACAGUUUGUAGAGUCUGGCACCCUGAACAAUCACAUGACCACCCACAAGUCUGGGGGGAUGAUACGCUGCAAGUGUUGUGACAAGCUGUUUGCCAGCAGGGGGGCGCUGGCCAAGCACAAGCUGGCCCUGAUGGAGGUCAAGUGCCACCUGUGUGGCCAGACUUUCCCCAAUAAAACCAGCCGGACGGAGCACUACAAGACAUUCCACCAGAGCGACAUCCUCAGGUGUUCUCAGUGCAGCAGCAUGUUCUCCUCUCAGGAGGAGCUCUCUGUCCACAUGAAGAAGCACCAAACCUACAAGAAGAAGCAGUGCCCGACCUGCGGGAAAUUAUUCUCCAGGCUGGAGAAACAUGUUAUCACCCACAAGUCCAAGGCGGACAUUGAUGAGAGUGAGAUGUUUGUGUGCGACAAGUGCCCCAGGAAGUUCUCCAACAGAUCCUCUUUUCAGAGACAUUUAAGCAUCCACAGCAUGGACAAGCCUUACCAGUGUCCACAGUGCACCAGGACAUUUGCUGACUGCGGGGUGCUCCGCAAGCACCUGCGCAGGCAUUCAGCAUUGACGCCCUACCAGUGCGAGGUGUGUGGCAAGAACUUCAAGGAGCUUGGCAACCUCAACGUCCACAUGCGCAUCCACUCCGACACCAAGCAGUUCCCCUGUCCCCACUGCCCGCAGGCUUUCAAAUACAAGAGCUCUCUGGAUGGUCACCUGCGGUCCAGACACCCACAGGUGGUGCCCACACCAGUGUGUGUUGGGCCAGAAGCUCAUGGACCCCUGCAGUAUGACAUGCAACCUGAGACACUCCCGCCUGGCCUCAGCCUCAACCCACUAGAACAGGAAACACACCCUGGGUAUGACCUUGACCCCCGACUUAACCAAAUAGUCCAGGACCCCCACCAAGGCUAUGAGAACGGACCUGGUUGUGUUGGUAGGCUUGAAGCAGAACAGUUCUAUAACCACUUCACACAAGCGACAUUGGGCAAACAAGAAGAAAAGCCAGGAUUUAGUGCUGAUAGUUUACUGGCCAAGUCCCUGUAUGGUGAUGCUAUGAUGGGAGCGGUUAGGUUGGCAGAUGAUGGCUCAAUGAAACAGGUUCUAUUUCCUAUCAAUGUGACCUCUCUAGACCUGGCACCUACCACUGGCUCCUCCAUGAAUUCAAGCCUCUUCUAGGAUACUCUCUGAUCAUGUUAAUAGAAUAGAUCAUUUAUAUGUUAAUCCCUUGAUUAAUUGAUUAGAAAUGUGAAGAUUAUAAGUACCAAAAGAUGCGAGCAUGCAAAUAUCUGUGUGUGUGUGAUUGUGGUGGAUUUUUUUUGUAAAUUUUAAAUGAUUAAAUGUGAUUGUGUUAUUUGAUUGUUUCUCCUUUCAAUCUUUGUUUAGAUGUGCUAUAAGUUGAUCACAAAAAUCAAUCAUUCAAUUUUAAAAUACAACAGGAACACUUGUCUAUUAUUUAUUUGUGUUAAUGAUGUUCUCUCCCUUAUGUAAGCUGAACAAUGCAUCUUGUUAGAUAAUGUUAGGUCGACUCUUCUUUUUUUUUUACCUUCAAGUGUUCCUGUUGUAUUUUCAGAU
Molecule: messenger RNA, 3063 nt
Organism: Physella acuta
Lineage: Eukaryota; Metazoa; Mollusca; Gastropoda; Physidae
Product: zinc finger protein draculin-like
Source: RefSeq, a predicted model, not a curated record